AUGGCUUUGGUGGAAGAGCUUCUCCUGCAACCUACCAGCACUGGCAUAUUGCUUGGACUUGUGAUGAUGUUUCUGCUGAUUGUUUAUCUUUUGUCUUCUGAUGCCAGCUCUCAGGAAGAAAACAAAGAGCCUCCAGGUCCUAAGCCACUACCUAUCCUAGGAAACAUGCUGCAGCUGAACCUCAAGAGACCCUACAUGACUCUAUGUGAAAUGUCAAAGAAAUAUGGAUCAGUAUUCACUGUGUAUUUUGGGCCUAAGAAAGUUGUUGUCUUGGCUGGAUAUCAAACCGUCAAACAAGCACUUGUAAAUAAUGCUGAGGAAUUCGGAAACAGGGAUAUCAGUCCCAUUUUCUUUGACAUCAGCAAAGGACAUGGAAUUCUGUUUAGCAAUGGUGAAAACUGGAAAGAAAUGAGAAGAUUUUCCCUCACCACCCUUCGAGACUUUGGGAUGGGCAAAAGAGGAAGUGAAGAGAAAAUCAUAGAAGAAACACACUAUUUGAGAGAAGUGUUGGAAGAAUUUCAAGGGAGACCUUUUGAUACUUCACAGCCAUUAAAUUAUGCCACCUCAAAUGUCAUCUCAGCCAUUGUGUAUGGAAGCAGGUUUCAAUACAGUGACCUUCAAUUCAAAGAAAUGGUUAACCGGGCUAAUGAGACCAUCAAGCUUAGUGGCUCACCUUCUAUACAGAUUUAUAAUAUGUUUCCGUGGCUUGGAUGCUGGUUAAAGGACUGGAAGCUCAUAAUGAAAAAGCGCAAGCAAAAUUUAAAGCAAAUAAAGGAGCUUGUGAAAAAUUUGGAGGAGACACUAAAUCUUGAGGAAACCAGAGGCUUGGUUGACUCUUUUCUUAUACGCAAAAAGAAUGCAGAGAAAGCUGGAGAUAAAGACACAUAUUUUCAUGAAGACAAUCUCAUUAUAACCAUUUCCAACCUGUUUGCUGCUGGAACUGACACCACUAGCACAACACUACGCUGGUGCCUUCUGUUAAUGGCCAAGUAUCCUCAGAUUCAGGACCAUGUCCAGGAGGAGAUCGAUAGAGUCAUUGGAGAUCGUCAGCCAGUUGUGGAGGACAGAAAGAAUUUGCCUUACACAGAUGCAGUGAUCCAUGAAACUCAGCGACUAGCUAACAUAGUGCCCAUGAGUCUCCCACAUGCCACUACUUGUGAUGUUAAAUUCCAGGGCUUCUUCAUCAAGAAGGGUACCUGUGUGCUUCCUCUUCUGACAUCUGUGUUGAAAGAUGAUACUCAAUGGGAGAGCCCACAGACCUUUAACCCAGCACAUUUCCUAGAUGAGCAAGGCCAAUUUGUUAAGAAUGAUGCCUUCAUGCCUUUUUCUGCAGGGCGCAGGGUGUGUUUGGGAGAGAGUCUGGCCAGGAUGGAACUCUUUCUCUUCUUCACCUCCUUACUGCAGCACUUCCAAAUAGCUUCAGUAGAAGACUGA
This is a messenger RNA of Tachysurus vachellii, 1434 nucleotides long. RefSeq names its product cytochrome P450 2K1-like. Gene Ontology annotation, cellular component: cytoplasm; intracellular membrane-bounded organelle. The transcript has 10 exons. The record is from RefSeq and is a predicted model, not a curated record. Gene Ontology annotation, biological process: xenobiotic metabolic process. Gene Ontology annotation, molecular function: heme binding; oxidoreductase activity, acting on paired donors, with incorporation or reduction of molecular oxygen, reduced flavin or flavoprotein as one donor, and incorporation of one atom of oxygen; iron ion binding. Bases 1 to 1434 code for a protein of 477 amino acids. NCBI's taxonomy places the organism in Eukaryota, Metazoa, Chordata, Actinopteri, Siluriformes, Bagridae.